GGACGGGGCCCGGGGAUAAUGCGGUAGAUCAACAAUUUAGCGCAGUUUAUAUCCGUAGUCAGACCUUGCGAUUCUUAUAUCGCAUCUACCGAUUUAUAAACCAUAUAUUGGCGCGAUUUUAUUCGAUUUUUUACCCAAUUUGUGUAAUAUUUCGGUAUCAUGUAAUCUACCUAUAGUACAGUUCUUUUGUCGCGAUUCAUCCUAUAUUGUUUUUAGUUAAACAUAUCCUUAUUAUAUUGUUUCGUCAUCGUCGCAUAAUUUCCUCAAGUACUCGUUAUCACGCGAUCUCAAAAACACCGAUGCCGAAUAAGAUAGCAGUUUUUGCACUAACUUUAAAUCGAGAUGGUAUUUCACUUCCAUGGGGAUUCCGUUUAUCAGGCGGAUGCGAUUUAGACUGCCCUUUAGUCGUUACCAAGGUAAUCGUUGGUAGUCCCAGCGAUGGUGUUUUGCAAAAAGGCGACGUUAUUAGAAAAAUCGCCAACUACGAUGCUCGUGAUCUUAGACAUUCGGAUGCGUUAAAUUUAUUCAAAAACGCAGGCGGUAGCGUACCAGUCGUGAUCGAAAGAGAAGUUCCUUAUAGUCCAAUUGAAAAUCACCAAUCUCGUAAUGCUCUUCCAUUCAUACCUCAGCCACCAAUUCCAGGAGCUGUUGCUACUCCAUUUACAGUCGCAGGUUUACCGCAUUACGAAGGCACUCAGCAACAUCCCAGGAAUAACUUAUGCAGGUUUCCGCCAUCGUUAAUCGAGCCUCAGAGAUCUGAUAGUAGACUGAUGAAUUCAUCGCCGCAUAGACUGGAAGUUGAACAAGAACAAGAACUUGUUAAUGAACAGCCUUACAGAACAAAUCCAUUGGUGCUUCCUGGCGCAAAAGCCACCAAGGAUCCAGCACCUACGAUGUCGUAUUUACGUCACCAUCCGAACCCAAUGAUGCGAUCUUCGCCAUCUCAUUACGAAUGGAUCCCAAUUGAUAUUGCUAAAAAGCAACAGCUGGCAGACACCAUUCUGGAGAAAAACAUCGGAAACGACAAGCCCAACAGAAAGAUCGUCACAAAACCAUACAAUACCCCGAUUGGAUUAUAUUCCGAACAAAAUAUCGCCAAUACACUCAACGCACAAACCGGAGGAUUCACACCGAAUAGAAGGGUAGUUGUUUAUAAUCCGCCAAAAAAUACUAGAUUACGAAAGACUGUUGUAUACGAUCCAUCGAAAUCCGAAACUUUUAAGGCUCUUCAAGAGGCUGAAAUAGGCAAUCACGUUCAAGAAGUCUAUACAUCACCAACUCCGCGAGUCUUUUCUCCAACUAAGACUCCUAAUAAGUUGGCUCCUCCAACAAGUUAUAAUUAUAAUCCGAAUAGAGCUUCUCCUCAACCUCAUCCGACGGCUCCUCAUUCAAAGAUCGAAUACGGAGUCACACCGGAAGAAAUUCACCAAAGUCACAGCUUUAAACGUUUAAUGAACAUGGUUAUGACCGACUAUUAAACUCAGUUCGUGAAAUUUUGCCCAUAAAUGAGAAAUUACUCUCGAAAUUAAUUUCAACAAAACUGCAAAAUUCAACUCGAACGUUGCGUUUUUUGUAUAAUUUGUACACAGAUACCUACGAUACCGAAUAUUUGUACUUUGUUAUAAAUAUGUAACUUAUUUUUAAUAAAUUAUUCAAACGAAAAGGAAAACGCUACCAUUAUUAUUUAUUUACCUAUUGUUUAAUUAGGCUAUAAUAAUUUUUAAGUGAAAUCGAUCAUCUAUUACCAUAUAGUAAAUUAUUUCAAUGUGCUUAUAUUUUAUUUGAAAGGGGAACCCACCCCUUGGAGUGAAAUUUAUCGAGUAAUUUUACCCAGCUGAGUAAUUUUUAUACUGCAUAAUACAUAUUAUGGUACAUUUGCGAUGAUCAUAGAAUUUCCCCUUCUACCCCCAUACUAUGUUCCAUGAUUACAUUUCGUUAACAUAUGUUUCGGUUGAGUGUAACUUCUAGUCAUGUUUAUUUUUGAUUUUAGUCGGAGCAGCGAGUACUAUUUUGUAAUAACUUAUUAAAUUUAACGAAUUAUAUUCGUAAGAUGUUUUUAAUUACCUACUUGUUAAUUAAUCGCGAAACCAAGAAGAGUACGUAUUACCUAUCUAUGUAGAAAUUUAAAAAACGCAAAUUUCAAAUACGCCUAUGGAAUUAAGUAAUAUUGUAUUUUCUAGAUUUCGUAUAAUAUUUUACUUAUGGUAACCAAUGAUUGGAAGAUUUCCUAUUACCAAAUUGUACGUGUAUGAUUUGUAAAUAUAUACGUCGAGAAAUUUUUAAUAACCAUUUGUGAUGUAAAAUAUUUAUCUACAUAUUGUUGAAAAUAUAAAAAAUUUUACAUUGUUAUAAAAA
Molecule: messenger RNA, 2355 nt
Organism: Planococcus citri (citrus mealybug)
Lineage: Eukaryota; Metazoa; Arthropoda; Insecta; Hemiptera; Pseudococcidae
Gene: Zasp66
Product: PDZ_signaling and DUF4749 domain-containing protein Zasp66
Exons: 12
Coding region: 300-1478 (392 amino acids)
Biological process (GO): muscle structure development; actin cytoskeleton organization
Cellular component (GO): adherens junction; stress fiber; Z disc
Molecular function (GO): actin binding; muscle alpha-actinin binding
Source: RefSeq, a predicted model, not a curated record